UUGAGGGGCGGGAGGCUGCUCCUCGAGGCUAAGGAGAGUUCCCUGGAGAAGAUACUCAUCGCCGUCCGCGCAGAGGUAAAACCACAAGCAGCAGCAGCAGCAGCACCGUCCAAGAAAAAGUCACGCCCGAGUUUCUACCCGAUCCCGAUUCUAAACGCCCUCGCCGUCCGCAACUUCCGCGCUACCCAAACCAUCCCCCUCGCCGUCUCCGGCCGCCACCUCCCGCUCGUCUACCGCAUCGCCUCGGGCCUCGCCUCGCCGCCUCACAACAAGGCCCUCCUCAUCUUCGACAUGGAACACCGCUUCGACGCCACCCGCCUCACGUGCGACCCCGCCGACCUCCGCCACAUCCACGUGCACCGCCCGGCCCGCCGCGCCGUCGCCGGCGGCAGCAGCCCCCGCAUCACCCCGGACCGGCUCCGCGAGCUCGUCGCCUCCGUCGAGAACUGGAUGUCCUACGGCGACCACCACAGCGGCGACCGCGAGUUCUGGGGGUCCAUCGUGGUCGGGGCCCUCGGCGCCGGGGACGUCACGGCGGCGUGGAGGGGCUGGCUGCGGGUCGAGCGCGCGGCCGUCAACGGGUUCCCCAUCACCUUUGGCGUGCGGGAGGCCAUGGCCGACCGGGAGGCGCGGCAGGAGGCCGUCGACGCCGCGCCGUGGGCUGCCUCCUCGCGGUGGGGGGACUUUUCUUUCACCGAGGCGCAUCCGGCAGCAUCCUCGGAGGAGACGUCCACAGAGACGAGACAAACGUGA
Molecule: messenger RNA, 753 nt
Organism: Colletotrichum karsti
Lineage: Eukaryota; Fungi; Ascomycota; Sordariomycetes; Glomerellales; Glomerellaceae
Exons: 2
Source: RefSeq, a predicted model, not a curated record